AUGAAGGACAGGCUGGAGGAGCUAAAGAGUAGAAUCAGCCAGGAUGACCUGCCCGACUUCGAUGACCACUUGGCCUUCAAUAACCCCGUUUUCCAAGAUGUUGAGGCGAAUGAGAUGGACCUGUUCUUCCAGCAGGUCUCCAACCUGUCCGAAGCCCUGAAGAAGCUGAAAGCCUUGGCCGAGAGCAUCGAGCACAAACAAGAAGAGGUUCUGUGCAGCACGACCGGAGCCAAGAUCUGCGAGGGGAAGAAAGAGCUAAGUGUCAUGAAGGACCUGCUCACCGCUGACGCCAAGUCCCUGCAGUCCCAGCUCAGCCUCAUGAAGAACAGCUUGGCCCAAGACGAGAAGAACUGGAUGGCCGAACACCGGAUCCGCCAAAGUCAAUUCACCGUCUUAACCAACAAAUUCCGGGAGAUCAUGGCCCAACAUUACAUCAACGAGACCCGGUACGUGGGGAAACUGAAGGAUCAGAUCGUGCGGCAGGCGGAGUUGGCCGGCCUGGACCUCCAAGAGGAGGAAAUCAAUGAACUCAUCGGCAGCGCGAUGGCUCCUCAGAUUGUUGGCCAUGGCUUGGAGAUUCUGAAGGCCAAACAACACUUGGCCAUGGCCCAGGAGAGACACAAGCAGCUGCUGGACCUGGAGGUCCAGAUCACCGAGCUGCACUCCCUCUUCAUCCAGUUGGAUCUGUUGGUGUCGGAGCAGGAAGAUGUGAUCAAUAACAUCGAGUACAAUGUCCUGAACACCAUGGACUAUAUCUCACAGUCCAACGAGCAGGUGAAGAAGGCCCUAAAGUACCAGAGACAGUCCCGGAUCGCUGCCGCCAUAUCUGCCGUGUUAGGACUCUGUGCAUGCUGCACCUGUCUCUCCUGUCUGGCUGGACCUUUGCGAUAACAAAGGACCAUUAACCCUUUACCGUCCGGAUAUUAUAACACUGCGGGAGUUUUAUAAGAGGAGCAGCUGAUGUCUCCAUAUUUAUUUGUGACAUAUGGCUGGAACUAGGGAACAAUAUAUUGUAUUCACUUGUCGGCCUGAAGUGGCUGA
Hyla sarda is the source of this 1041-nucleotide messenger RNA. RefSeq names its product syntaxin-3-like. The coding region runs from base 1 to 891 and encodes 296 amino acids. Gene Ontology annotation, molecular function: SNARE binding; SNAP receptor activity. The record is from RefSeq and is a predicted model, not a curated record. The transcript has a single exon. Gene Ontology annotation, cellular component: plasma membrane; presynaptic active zone membrane; SNARE complex. NCBI's taxonomy places the organism in Eukaryota, Metazoa, Chordata, Amphibia, Anura, Hylidae. Gene Ontology annotation, biological process: exocytosis; intracellular protein transport; synaptic vesicle fusion to presynaptic active zone membrane.